AAAAAUCGGUUGGAAGAAAAUCCUACGAAAGACCGACUCAAACGCCUAACAGAAAGUCCGAGGGCGGUGCCAUUAUUCGGUUUCCUUCCAUUGAUUCGAUUCUUCAGAUACGCUCAAUCUCACAAGUAGUGAAAGGAAAAUGGUAGUCGAAGAGACGAUCAAUGCUACAUCGACGGAAGAUCUUUCUAAUUCCAUUGCAAAUCAAAACCCUAGAGGACGAGGCGGUGAGGAAGAUGAGGAACUUGAGGAAGGAGAGAUCGUCGGCGACGACGACCUGGACUCGUCCAAUUUGUCGGCGGCGAUAGUGCAUCAGCCUCACCCUCUUGAGCAGUCUUGGACCUUUUGGUUCGAUAACCCAUCCGCCAAGUCCAAGCAAGCCACCUGGGGUGCGUCUAUCCGACCGAUCUAUACCUUCUCUACUGUUGAGGAGUUCUGGAGUGUUUACAACAAUAUUCAUCAUCCAAGCAAAUUGGCGUUGAGAGCAGAUUUGUACUGCUUCAAACAUAAAAUUGAGCCUAAAUGGGAAGAUCCUGUUUGUGCGAAUGGAGGGAAAUGGACUGUAAACUUUUCAAGGGGAAAAUCUGAUAAUGGCUGGCUGUACACGCUUCUUGCUAUGAUCGGAGAACAGUUUGAUUGUGGUGAUGAAAUUUGUGGAGCAGUUGUCAAUGUUAGAUCUGGGCAGGAUAAAAUAUCGAUUUGGACGAAGAAUGCUUCCAAUGAAGCUGCGCAGGCGAGCAUUGGAAAACAGUGGAAGGAGUUUCUUGAUUACAAUGACAGCAUUGGCUUUAUAUUCCACGAAGAUGCAAAGAAAUUUGACAGACAUGCAAAGAAUAAAUAUUCGGUGUGAUGUUGUACGGUUUCUAGCGCAUCUCAGCAUGUUAGGUUGAGCUGUGUCUACUACUCCCCUCCCCCAAAAAAACAAACACAACACCCAGAGAAAAAAAAAAGGAGUUUUAUUCGGUAAACAAUGUUUCUGUGCGAUUAGGAAUUUUGUGGAAAUCGCCAUUGCUCAUAACAAGCACCUGAGUCCCAAAUUCUUGUUCUGUGCACUUGACAGUUUUAGCAAUGAGAUGAAAUGGAUGCUCUUCUAUAAUCAAAUGAUAUUAGCUUCAUCUGAGUUGAUGUUCC
Molecule: messenger RNA, 1128 nt
Organism: Benincasa hispida (wax gourd)
Lineage: Eukaryota; Viridiplantae; Streptophyta; Magnoliopsida; Cucurbitales; Cucurbitaceae
Gene: EIF4E
Product: eukaryotic translation initiation factor 4E
Biological process (GO): translational initiation
Cellular component (GO): eukaryotic translation initiation factor 4F complex; cytoplasm
Molecular function (GO): translation initiation factor activity; RNA 7-methylguanosine cap binding
Source: RefSeq, a predicted model, not a curated record